UACCCAUAGUGUGCACUAUGUUUUUAGUCCUCCUUUGCCGUUGUGCCGUAGCCGCAUUUACAUAUAGCGCGGUUCAUGCAUCCUAUGGUAAACCUAUCAACCUCAUUUCGUCUAUUAAAUCUAUCAGAAAUUCAUUCGUCCCCCUUCUCUCCACCUUUAUCGUUUCGCAUGUAAUGUUCAUUUCAAUCACUCUUCUUUUCGCGCUAGUUUUGGUUUUCUCAGUCCAAAUUCUUCAAGCUCUCGGAUUCAUUGAACUCAAAUAUGAUUUCAAUCACUUGUUGUUUUUUGCUAUUUUCGCGUUGGCUGUGCUCGAACCUUUUCUGCUCUGGCUGCAGGUAAAUUGGUUUUUAGCUUAUGUUGUGGCACUGGUUGAGUCCAAAUGGGGUUUCGAAACACUGAGGAGAAUCUCCUAUUUGGUAAAGGGAAAAAGACCGAUAGUUAUGUCGAUGAUGGUAUUAUACGGGUUUAUGAUGGGAUUCAUGAUGGUUGGCGGUUCAAUAAUUUUUGUCAUAGCGGGUGCAGCGAAGGGUAAUCAGUUGAUCACGAGCUUCGGGGUGAUGUUCCAAAUUAUGCAGAGUUCAUUGAUGGGAUAUGUGAUGAUGAAUCAGUAUCUUGUGGGGAACGUGGUUUUGUAUAUGUAUUACAAGGAUUUGAAUGGAGAAAAUUUGCCCUCCGAGAUCAGAGAUGUGCUUGCUAGCAAGUAUAUAUCUCUGCCAUUGGAUUUGGAUGAUGAGAAUAAUCAUGGUAUUGUGCAACUUGUUUAAUUUAUUUUAGAAAUCAUACUUUAUAAAAUUUGGUUU
Messenger RNA from Lycium ferocissimum, 800 nucleotides. RefSeq lists its product as uncharacterized. The coding region runs from base 18 to 764 and encodes 248 amino acids. The record is from RefSeq and is a predicted model, not a curated record. The transcript has a single exon. NCBI's taxonomy places the organism in Eukaryota, Viridiplantae, Streptophyta, Magnoliopsida, Solanales, Solanaceae.